Harpegnathos saltator (Jerdon's jumping ant) is the source of this 1039-nucleotide messenger RNA. It is a transcript of the gene Alg13, whose product is annotated as Alg13 UDP-N-acetylglucosaminyltransferase subunit. Gene Ontology annotation, biological process: dolichol-linked oligosaccharide biosynthetic process. The record is from RefSeq and is a predicted model, not a curated record. The transcript is spliced from 2 exons. NCBI's taxonomy places the organism in Eukaryota, Metazoa, Arthropoda, Insecta, Hymenoptera, Formicidae. Bases 130 to 633 code for a protein of 167 amino acids. Gene Ontology annotation, molecular function: hexosyltransferase activity.
AUGUCAUAAUCAGCUUUGAAGUUGAUGUUACCAUCUUACAUCGGGCAUUUGAGUUAAAAAAAGAAUGAAAGAUAUGGAAUAAUAUGCCGCUGUUUUUAUUUGCGAUACAUUAAAAAUAAAUAUGUAACAAUGUUGGGUAAAACAGUGUUUGUCACAGUUGGAACAACAAAAUUCGAUGAUCUUAUAACAGCAGUAUUAAAUCCUGCAGUUCUAGAGGCACUGUCAGCACGUGAUUAUAGACAUUUGAUUUUGCAAAUUGGCAACAGCAGUAUAGAACCGGACUGCAUUGCGCGUUGUGGUUUUCACAGUAUAGAAAGUUUUAAAUUAAGUCCAUCCAUCGGGAAAUAUAUGCAAUCAGCUGAUCUUGUGAUAAGUCACGCUGGUGCAGGUAGUGUGUUGGAAGCUUUGGAAAAUUGCAAACACUUGAUUGUAGUUAUCAAUGAUCUUCUUAUGGACAAUCAUCAAGUAGAGUUGGCAAAGCAGCUGCAUAAUGAUGAACAUUUAUAUCACUGUAUCUGUCAAGAUCUAUUACAAACUGUAAGAACAAUGGAUCUAGCAAAACUGAAGCCAUUUGUUAAUAAUAAAAGUGCAAAUAUUGCUAAUUUUAUUGACAAGAUAAUGGGAUUUAAAUGAUACUGGAAUAGUCUUAUUUUCCCACAAGAUAUAACAAGACUGACUAUUUUGUAGUAAUCUUAUAAAAGUCCAGUUGUGAGAACAAGCAGCAAUAUUUAUAUAUUUCAAUUUUUAACAUGUUUCACAAUAAGGAUAUAUAUUCCAUAGAAUCUUAUGUUAAUUAUAAUAUAUAUGUUCCAUUUAUAAUAGUACAUUAUAUACUAUAAUAGUACACUAUAUACUGAACAGUUAUUUAAAACUAUAAUUAAAUAUAGAAAAAUUUUUAACUUUGUAUCAGUGAUAAUGGCAGUUGAAGUAUCUUUUUUGGAUAAUUUAUAAAUUAUUGUUGGAUAUUUGUCACUAUUAACAUAAUUCUGCAAAAAUAUUAUGAACAAUGUUUAAAAUAAACCCAGUUCUUUAAAAAAUA